Molecule: messenger RNA, 630 nt
Organism: Parasteatoda tepidariorum (common house spider)
Lineage: Eukaryota; Metazoa; Arthropoda; Arachnida; Araneae; Theridiidae
Product: acyloxyacyl hydrolase
Biological process (GO): negative regulation of inflammatory response; lipopolysaccharide catabolic process
Molecular function (GO): acyloxyacyl hydrolase activity; calcium ion binding
Source: RefSeq, a predicted model, not a curated record
UAAAGAAUAUGAGAUAAUAAAAUAAUUGUUUUGCACAGAACUCCAUAUUACCAUCAAACAGCCACGUAAUGCUGAUUGGCUUAGUGAAUGGAAGUUUCAUUUACAACACAAUGGGAGACAAGAUACACCCGAUUGGUAAAUACCACAAUGAUGUCAAGUACUCAGAUAUGUAUGAAUGGUUCAACUGCAUGAGGAUAGGACCUUGCUAUGGAUGGAUGAACAAGAACGAAACUAUCAGGCAAGCCACUACUCAGAGAUCUGUUGAAUUGACAGAAGUUCUUAAAGAUAUUGCAGCAACAAAGAAGUAUGACAACUUCAAAAUUCAUUUUCUCAGAAAUCCAAUGGUACAAGUGAUAGAGCAGUGGGAAAAAGAAGGACACGAACUGUGGAAAUUUUUAGAGCCAGUAGACAGUCUUCAUCCCGUGCAGGUAAAAAUAUAACAAAUAAAAAUUGGCAGGUGACAAAGUAAAGUAUGCACUAUAAACAUAUAUAAAUAUUUUCAUACAAAUGAUGUCAAUACAGUUGAAUUAAAUCAGUCAUGAUAGAUUAUGGAAACAGGUAGAAUUAGUUCAUAGUUAUAUGAUUGGGAUGAGCUCAUGAGCAGCUUUAUUGUCCUUGAUUACGAUCACU